AACCCGUCACUCGUCAGUAGCCCAUAGUGCUUCGUUCAGAGAGGGCGCGUCGCUCGCUGCUCUCAGAUUUAUAGCUGGUUGAUAACAUCGCGAUCUUCAACUUUCUUCUGAGUAACAGAGGUCAGCUCGGAUGUGUGUAGUGUAUGUCGAAAUUAUUUACAUCCGUACAGAAUGGAUUACUACCGCGUUGAACUUGGGACUUGGUAACCUAGAAGAUUCCCUUGGGUCAACAGCGACCGAUACGGAGCGGUGGCCGCGUUACCACGCAUUACCCCAGUCCACGCCUCGUGGCCGGUAGACGCGGACCUCUUGAAAAGUGUUUAAAGUGCCAGUUAACUGUCACAAGUACUUAGUGAAAGUGAAGGUUCCGUUAGCGCCAUGAAACCCGCGGCGGAGUCGGCCUUGAGUGAACUGGGGAACAAUAAUGUGACUCCCCUCUUACCCCGGACCUCAGUGUUGUUAGAGUUUAAAAACAUCCGAUGCACCAUCAACACAUUCUCCUUAAACAAAUUUCGAUUGGAACCUAGGAAUAUUUUAGAUGGCGUAGAUGGGUGUUUCAAGCCAGGCGAGCUCACAGCCAUCAUGGGGCCGUCGGGUGCUGGGAAAACGACCCUCCUCAAUAUACUGGCUGGUUACACUACCCGAGGCGCUAAAGGCGAGAUUUCCGUCAACGGCGUGUGCGCGUGCGCCUCACAGUCGGGCGGGCGCGGCGGCGCCCGCUACAUCCGCCAGCACGACGACCUGCGCGCCUACCUCACGGUGUACGAAGCCAUGGCCCUAGCCGCGGCACUCAAGCUGGCGGACUUCUCGCCGCUCGAAAGGAAGGAAAAAGUAUAUGAAAUUCUUUCAUUGCUAGGCCUCAGUGGAGCGGCUCAGACCCUUUGCAGAGACCUCUCGGGGGGCCAGAGAAGACGGCUCGGCGUCGCUUUAGAACUCCUCUCUGAUCCAUCUUUACUAUUUCUAGAUGAACCCACUACGGGGUUGGACUCAUCAGCAUCAGCGUCACUCAUCGCACUGCUGAGCAGCCUAGCCCGAGGAGGCAGGACACUGAUUGCGACCAUCCACCAGCCUUCAGCGCUGCUUUUUGAGAAGAUAGACUCCCUAUACUGUCUGGUGGAUGGUCGGACGCUGUACAAAGGCCCACGAGCAUCACUGCUGCCGGCGCUAGCGAGCGCGGGGCUGCGGUGCCCACCGUACCACAACCCUGCUGACUUCUUGAUGGAGGUAGCAUCGGGAGAAUACGACGUGGACCUCGUCAGGACAGCCAAGACGAUGUUGCGAUACAAACCCGAGGUGAACCCGGAUGGCACCGCCAGCUGGAAUGUCCCCACAAUACCCGCGUUACCUAGUCCAUUAGAUAUAAGUUCGGAGCUCAGAUUCAAAUCGGUUCUGGGAAAUACCAAGCACCAGCUGAGCCACAAGAAGACGAUGUACAGACAAUCUGGCCUUUUGCGCCAAACGUGGAUAUUGCUGUACAGGAACUACUUAAUCACUACUCGGAAUUAUUCUCACUUUAUGCUCCGAGUUGCGUGUCACGUGAUAAUCGCGCUAAUCUUCGGCUACCUGUACCAUGGCGUGGGCAGCGAGGCCAGCUCCGUGCUCGGCAACUACGUCUACCUGUACGGCUCCAUGCUGCUGGUGGUCUACACCGGGAAGAUGUCCGUGGCAUUAUCAUUUAACCUGGAGAUGAAUAUAUUAAAAGGAGAACAUUACAAUAAGUGGUACAACUUAGGACCCUAUGUCGUCUCUAUUCUGGCAGUAGAGCUACCAUUUCAGAUGAUCUCUUGCGUGUCGUACGUGGUGUUGUCGUACUGGUUAACAGACAAUCCCAUGGAGCCGACGCGAGCAACGCUGUUCCUGGCUACCAUAGUCAUCACCUCUCUCUGCGCGCAGUCAUGGGGGUAUUUCAUCGGUUCGACGACCCCUACCAAGAUCGCAGUGUUCAUAGGGCCUAUAUUAGCGUGCCUGUUCUCGGUAUUCGGUUUCUGCCUGUCUUUAGCGGACACACCCAUGGGUUUCCGAUGGUUGCACUACAUCUCCUACUUCAGAGCCGGCUUCCAUGUGGCAGUGCAUUCUGUUUACGGUUUUAAUAGAACCAACAUCUACUGUUCAAAAGAAUAUUGUCACUACCGAACUCCGAGUAAGUUUCUAAACGAGAUGGACAUGAGCUACAUCGACGUCGGCGGGAACAUGAUGUUCAUCGUCGGCAUGACGGUCGUCAUGCAUACGCUCACUUGCAUAGCUCUAUGGUACCGGCUCAACAAGAGGUGAAACAAGAACAAGAACGGCACAGAUGAUAUGUACCUAUGAAUAGUUUAACUACCCCUGCGAUAUCAUGGUCGCAUUUUUAUUACUUGUCAUGUCGUGUCUUGUAGAACGUGACAGGCAUGAUAACAGAUGAUAAAACACCGACCAUCUUAGCCCUGCUGUACUUGGCAAAACUGUAUCAUACAAUUUUCGUAUUACAGGGUUUGGUUACAUGGGUUUACUUAAAUAGUUUCUAAACAAUAUAUCCAGUGUAUGUGUAUGAAGGUAAUAAUUACUAGUAGAUAGGUAUAAUGAUACCUCUAUGUUUAAUUGAUCGACGUUCCUUGAAUAAGAAAAGGCCAGAAGGAUAUUGUUUAAAGUUAUAGAGUCAGACCAAGAUAAUUUGGCAGCGAUUUUGACAGCCCAGACUGUGCAAGUGUUAUUUCAAACGACAAACUUCUAUGAAAUUAUGACGUCUACUUAACACUUGCACAGGCUGGGCUAUCAAAAUCUCUGCCAACUUAUCUUGGUCUGACUCUAGUUAGGGGUUCCUGUCAGAACAAAGAUGUGUUAAAAUACUUAAUAAAAAUUUGCUCAAUUAGCUUGCCAAGUUGGAUCUGAAUUAAAACCAUGACCUUUUGUUUUAUCUGCAGGCAAUGAUCAUAAGUGAUUUUACUUGUUCGCUUUAUUUACAUGAUCCAUAGUGUGGUGAUAGGUGUUUGUGUGCCUAAACUGUAAGUUAUUUAAUGUUUAUUUAAGGUAAUUAGAUUAAUAACAAGUAUUAAUGUAAUCUUUAGCAAACAUCCUUAGUGUUAACUUGAUUUCAUUGUGUUUGUAUUACCUUACCUUAAUAUCUGUUUUAUGUUUAUGGUACCGAUUUACUCAUUUUUAUACAAACAUUUCAAUCGGUAUUCGUACAGACUUUUUAAUUAAAUUACCUCUUUAUGCAUUUAAGGAGCAAAAAUAUAAAAGAUUAAAAUAUAAAUUCAAGCCGUCUUUCUUUAAAUAAAACAAAUUGACCGUCAAUUUGUUUUAUUUAAAGAUUCAAAAGUAGUUGUUUUAACCUAUAUUGCAUCAUACAAUUCAUGAAUCACCCAAUGAAAUUCAUGUUCAUAAUUAAGCAACAUGUCACCUGUAAGUGCAUAAGUAGGUACAUUCUAAAAUUGUACCGUUAAAAACAGUAAAAAUUAUAGGUAGGUAAUACCUACUUUCAGGCUGAACACUUACUUACAUAUCGUCACUGUGGUAAUGAGACAUUGUAUAAGUAUAUAAAAUAAUAUGUUGCAAAAUAGUUUCCACAGCAAAAACGAAUGAGGUACAAAGGUACCUAUAAUUACCAUGUAAACAUGAGUCAAGAUUUUUAACACCUAAUGAUGGUCUUAAAACCAUUUAAAACGAAUAAUGAUUCUCAAGUUAAUCUUUAGAGUAUUUUCAUCAACUCAUUAUGUAAUCAUGGUAGUCUAUGUUUGUUAAAUUAUUGUGUUUCUAUUUAGAACUCGAAUACUAAGUACUUAAGUAAAAUAAAUAAUGGAGUACGUAA
Cydia pomonella (codling moth) is the source of this 3787-nucleotide messenger RNA. RefSeq names its product ATP-binding cassette sub-family G member 1. The record is from RefSeq and is a predicted model, not a curated record. Gene Ontology annotation, cellular component: plasma membrane. Gene Ontology annotation, molecular function: ATP hydrolysis activity; ATP binding; ABC-type transporter activity. NCBI's taxonomy places the organism in Eukaryota, Metazoa, Arthropoda, Insecta, Lepidoptera, Tortricidae. The coding region runs from base 379 to 2271 and encodes 630 amino acids. The transcript has 13 exons.